Molecule: messenger RNA, 4411 nt
Organism: Micropterus dolomieu (smallmouth bass)
Lineage: Eukaryota; Metazoa; Chordata; Actinopteri; Centrarchiformes; Centrarchidae
Gene: atp11c
Product: ATPase phospholipid transporting 11C
Exons: 31
Coding region: 510-4331 (1273 amino acids)
Biological process (GO): phospholipid translocation
Cellular component (GO): recycling endosome; trans-Golgi network; endoplasmic reticulum
Molecular function (GO): magnesium ion binding; ATP hydrolysis activity; ATP binding
Source: RefSeq, a predicted model, not a curated record
GGAACGUUUGUGGGUUGCUGCGGGUUGCUGGAGUGAAAAUUGUUUGACAGGGAGGUGAGGCGACCUGUACACAGGGACCUGAAAAGAGAAGUUUCUGUAGCGUGUCAUUGUCAGUUUCCGAGCCAACGGGGAGGCAGACUUGAUAGCGACAAAUGAUUUUGACGAGUCUAAGCAACAGGGCACAGAGGGAAAUGUCAGGGACUAUAACAGCCUUGAGGAAAGGGAAGCGCGACUAGUAACACCGCAACGCGGAAAAUAUUCAGGGGGGUGAGAAUGCGAAUGGUGCGAAGAUACCGAAAUCAAACAAAAUGGAAACGAUGUAGCGUCGCUGCCGCAUUUCAUAUAGCUAGAACUAACGUUAGAGUAGAGAAUAGAUAGCUAAGGAGCUAGCAGUUUAACUAACAUACAUGUAAAGUUCUUCGUCGGAGAAGCUGAAGCUGAGCCCGGAGGCGUCUGUGGAAUCAGAAGAGUUCAUCCGCGUUGUGAAAUCCAAGAAGAUAAAAAAGACGAUGCUACGGAGGAGACUGAACCGUUUGCUUGGCGGUGAUGAGAGAAGAGUAGACAGUAGGACUAUCUAUGUUGGUCAUCGGUCAUGUUCUGCCAAUGAGGUUUUCAUCCCACCCAAGUUCUGUGAUAACAGGAUUGUGUCCUCCAAGUAUACAGUUUGGAACUUUCUACCAAAGAACCUGUUUGAACAGUUUAGAAGAAUUGCCAAUUUCUACUUCCUUAUCAUCUUCCUGGUACAGGUGAUAGUGGACACCCCCACCAGCCCAGUCACCAGUGGCCUACCCUUAUUUUUUGUGAUCACAGUAACCGCUAUCAAGCAGGGCUAUGAGGACUGGCUACGGCACAAGGCUGACAAUGAGGUGAAUAAGUACCAGGUGACCGUGCUAGAAGGCGAUCGGAGGAUACAGAAGGAGAGUGAGAAGAUCAAGGUUGGAGAUGUUGUGGAAGUGAAGGAAGACGAGACCUUUCCCUGUGAUCUAAUUCUGCUGAAGUCCAGCCGGGAUGACGACACAUGUUUUGUUACCACAGCAAGUCUGGAUGGAGAGUCAAACCAUAAAACACACUACACAGUGCCAGACACAGAGAAUGAUCUGGAAUCUCUCAACGCCACCAUUGAGUGUGAACAGCCACAGCCUGACCUUUACAAGUUUGUUGGCCGUAUGCACAUCUACAGAAACGAUCAGGAGCCUGCAGUGAGGUCUUUGGGCCCAGAAAACCUUCUGCUGAAAGGGGCAACUUUAAAGAACACCCAGAAAAUCUGUGGUGUUGCAGUUUACACUGGCAUGGAAACAAAGAUGGCUCUUAACUAUCAGGGCAAGUCUCAGAAACGCUCUGCUGUGGAAAAGUCUAUCAAUGCCUUCCUUCUGGUUUACCUUUCCAUCCUGGUGAGCAAAGCUCUAGUGUGCACCACACUUAAGUAUGUGUGGCAGAGCAAGCCUGGACAGGAUGAGCCGUGGUACAACGAGAAAACCCAAAGAGAGAAGGACACCAAUUUGUACCUAAAGAUGUUCACAGACUUCCUGUCCUUUAUGGUGCUCUUCAACUUCAUCAUCCCGGUGUCCAUGUAUGUGACGGUUGAGAUGCAAAAGUUUUUGGGAUCCUUUUUCAUCACAUGGGACAAGGACUUCUUUGACCCUGAAAUCAAGGAGGGGGCACUGGUCAACACGUCAGACCUCAAUGAAGAGCUGGGACAGGUGGAGUAUGUUUUCACAGACAAGACGGGCACCCUCACUCAGAAUAACAUGGAGUUCAUAGAGUGCUGCAUUGAUGGCUUCCAGUACAAGUACCGGGAUGCGAGCUCAGAGUUGGACGGAUUCUGUGUCACAGAUGGACCUGUGAGCAAACUACAGCAGAAAGCUGGCAGGGAGAAGGAGGAGCUUUUUCUGCGUGCCCUGUGUCUGUGCCAUACAGUGCAGGUGAAAGAGCCCACUGGGCAGGGUCAGGACCAAGGUGACGGGCUGACAGACCAGUUGGAUGGCGUAGGGAUGGAUGGAGAGGUGCUCCAUCCACCGCUGGAGCAGAGAGGCUUUAUAGCCUCAUCACCUGAUGAGGUUGCUCUGGUCAAGGGUGCCAUGAGUGAAUCUGAGAAGGAGGAGCUUUUUCUGCGUGCCCUGUGUCUGUGCCAUACAGUGCAGGUGAAAGAGCCCACUGGGCAGGGUCAGGACCAAGGUGACGGGCUGACAGACCAGUUGGAUGGCGUAGGGAUGGAUGGAGAGGUGCUCCAUCCACCGCUGGAGCAGAGAGGCUUUAUAGCCUCAUCACCUGAUGAGGUUGCUCUGGUCAAGGGUGCCAUGAGGUAUGGCUUUACAUUUCUGGGUCUCGAAAGUAAAACGAUGAAAAUUCUCAACUGGAACAAUGACAUUGAAAUGUAUGAACUGCUUCACGUGUUGAACUUUGACCCAGUGAGAAGGCGAAUGAGUGUAAUAGUCAGAUCCAAAUCAGGUGAUACCCUGCUCUUCUGUAAGGGAGCAGACUCCUCCAUCUUUCCCCGCGUCAGACAGGAGGAGGUUGAGAGGAUACGCGUGCAUGUGGAGCGUAAUGCAACAGAGGGCUACCGGACGUUGUGUGUGGCCUACAAAUCUCUCAGUGAGGAGGAGUACACCCAGGCAGACGCAGGAUUGAGGGAAGCUAGACUGGCUCUGCAGGACAGGGAGGAGAAGCUCAUGGCUGUUUACAACCAAGUGGAGACUGGCAUGAGUCUAAUAGGAGCUACAGCUGUAGAAGACAGGCUUCAAGAUGAGGCAGCAGAGACCAUGGAGGCUCUACAGGGGGCAGGCAUUAAGGUUUGGGUCCUAACAGGGGACAAGAUGGAGACUGCAAAGUCCACCUGUUAUGCUUGUAGAUUGUUCCAGAGAAAUACAGAGCUUUUGGAGCUGACUGUGCGUACUCUGGAGGAUGGAGGGAGGAGGCGUGAGGAGCGACUGCAUGAGCUCUUAGUUGAAUACCACAAGAAAGCUGUACAGGAUGCACCACCAGUUAAAGCAGGCGUCACCAGGAGCUGGUCUUCGACAAGCCAGGACUAUGGUUUCAUUAUAGAUGGCGCCACUCUAUCGAUGGUGCUCAACCCUUCCUCUGAAUCCAACUCAAGUCGCUACAAGAACCUCUUCCUGCAGAUUUGUCAAAACUGCACAUCUGUGCUUUGCUGCCGCAUGGCACCUCUACAAAAGGCACAGAUAGUUAAAAUGGUGAAGAACUCUAAAGGCAGCCCAAUCACCCUUUCCAUUGGAGAUGGUGCCAAUGAUGUCAGCAUGAUUUUGGAAGCUCAUGUUGGCAUUGGUAUUAAGGGUAAAGAAGGUAGGCAGGCAGUGAGGAACAGUGAUUAUGCCAUCCCCAAACUCAAGCACCUCAAGAAACUUUUGUUGGCACAUGGCCAUCUCUACUACGUUCGCAUUGCACACCUGGUGCAAUAUUUCUUUUACAAGAACCUUUGCUUCAUCUUACCUCAGUUUUUGUACCAGUUCUUCUGUGGCUAUUCCCAGCAACCCCUGUACGAUGCGGCCUAUCUGACGAUGUACAACAUCUGCUUCACCUCCAUGCCCAUCCUGGCUUACAGCCUCUUGGAGCAGCACAUCUGCAUUGAGGUUCUGCUGGACAAUGCUACCCUCUACAGAGAGAUCGCUAAGAAUGCCAUGUUACGGUGGGGACCAUUCCUCUACUGGACGUUACUUGGACUCUUCCAUGGCUUGCUUUUCUUCUUUGGUGUUCGAUAUUUGUUCAGUAACCCAGCCCUGCAGGAUAAUGGCCAGGUUUUUGGGAACUGGUCUUAUGGAACAAUUGUCUUCACUGUCCUCGUCUUCACUGUCACACUGAAGCUUGCUCUAGACACACGGCACUGGACAUGGAUCAACCACUUUGUAAUCUGGGGCUCCCUGGCUUUCUACGUGUUUUUCAGCUUCUUCUGGGGAGGAAUAAUAUGGCCUUUCCUGAGGCAGCAACGUUUGUACUUUGUGUUUGCCAACAUGCUGAGCUCUGUGUCAGCCUGGCUAGUCAUCAUCCUGCUCAUCCUGCUCAGCCUACUGCCAGAGAUCCUGCUUGUGGUAUUCCGCAAGCCCCGCGGGCCCCAUGCUCGACAGGAAUUUGGUUUCAAGUUGGUAGUACGACUGCAUUUCAGAUUUCUGCCAGAAGAUGACUUUCCCACACAUAUUUUGUCAUUUGCUCCCCAUGGGGCCAUUGUGUUUUCCAAGCAGCUGGAAAUGUUUGGUGGCAUGUGCUGCGCUUUUGGGUGUGUUCCACACAAGUUUUUUAAAUGGUCUCUGGACUUGUUUUUAUUUGGGAAAUGUAAUAAACCAAACCCAAUUUUUUGCACAUGUUUGUACAAAGUCUAAUCUUUGUUUAUAAAAAAAACCUCUUUUUGUGUGUGUAUCUGUCAGUUUGCAAAGUCGCAGAAUAAAUCAUAAAUGUAUAU